Molecule: messenger RNA, 1560 nt
Organism: Aspergillus pseudotamarii
Lineage: Eukaryota; Fungi; Ascomycota; Eurotiomycetes; Eurotiales; Aspergillaceae
Product: major facilitator superfamily-domain-containing protein
Exons: 4
Coding region: 1-1560 (519 amino acids)
Biological process (GO): transmembrane transport
Molecular function (GO): transmembrane transporter activity
Source: RefSeq, a predicted model, not a curated record
AUGGCACUAUCCCAGACUGAGAAUGUAGGGCUCGAGGCCAGUCAUCAGCAGCCGCACAUAGUGACUACUGUAGGUGAAGAUGAAGACUAUCUCAAGUGGAAGCCCGGACGGGAGGAAUUGUUGAUCCUAGGUUGCCUCGCCAUCGUGUCACUGGUUGUGGCCCUCGACGCCACCAUUCUUGUCCCGGUUCUCCCGACAAUCGCGUCAGACCUGCACGGUGAUACAAAUGAAUCUUUCUGGGUAGGCACAGCAUAUCUUCUUUCAUCCGCUGUGUUUCAACCACUCUUUGUUGCCCUCUCGAAUGUCUUCGGCCGACGGAGCAUACUAUUUCUAUCAUUAGUCCUAUUCACAGCAGGGACAUUGAUCUGUUGUCUCUCCCAUGGAAUGACCCAACUCCUGAUUGGCCGCACUGUUCAAGGAGUUGGGGGCGCGGGCAUCCUCUGCUUGACCUUUGUCAUCACGACCGAUAUCAUCCCCCUCCGUCAGCGCCCGGCAUACUCGUCCAUUAUCCAGGUGGCAUUUGUGGUGGGAACAGUGACCGGCCCCGUUAUCGGUGGAUUGCUCAUAGACCACAGCACCUGGCGCUGGGUCUUCUAUUUGAACUUUCCAUUUAUGGGCGUCGGACUAAUCAUGGUCCCGUGGGUUGUGAACCUACGGAGGCCAAGGCAGGAAGGGCUCACCCAGCAGCUCCGAUCAAUUGACUGGGUAGGAGGCCUACUAUUUAUUGCUAGUCUCUCAAGCUUCUUGAUAGGCAUCACAUGGGGUGGUGGUCAGUUUCCCUGGCCCAGUUGGCGCACAUUGCUUCCCAUCUUCCUCGGCGUGGUGGGAAUAAUAAUUACAGUUUUCUGGUUGUGGAAGGGGGCACGAAAUCCAUUUCUCCGUCUGGGCUUAUUCCGAGAUGUCUCCUCAGGAAUGAUCUACCUCUGCGCUGUUCUUCAGGGGUUAUUGAUGUUCUGCGAGCUCUAUUCCCUCCCACUGUACCUGGAGAGCCCAAAAGAUAUGUCCGCAACAAUGACUGGGGUUGCUUUAAUGACAAUCACUGGAUCACUCAUGCCAGCCAGUGUUUUGACUGGCAUUAUCAUCACCAAAUUGGGUCACAUCCGGUGGGCAAUCUGGACGGGGUGGGUCAUAAUUACAAUGUCCACCGGGUUACUGAUUCUUCUUGGCAACGACACCAAAACGUACGCAUGGGUUUUGAUCUUUUUGUCUGUGGGUUUGGGCCAUGGCUGCAUCAUUGUCUCGAGCAGCAUCUGUGUCCAGGCGCUGGCGGAGGCAAGCGACUCGGCUCAAGCUGCGUCCAUGUACACGUUUCUGCGAUCCUGUGGGAUGUGCCUUGGGGUUGCCGUAGGGACCACCGUGGUGCAGAACCAACUCCGAUAUCAAUUGCAAAUUCGUCAUCUGCCUGUGGAGAUUGCCGAGAAUGCCCAGAUCUUUAUCGCAAGCCUGAAGAACGCCAAGUCAUCCUACUCUCCAUCGUUCAUUUACGGAGUGAAUUCGGCUCGCUGUGGCUGGGGUGGGCUUGAUUGCAGCACUCUUUCUGAAGCCCGUCAAUAUGAAUAA